Messenger RNA from Neurospora tetrasperma FGSC 2508, 702 nucleotides. RefSeq lists its product as uncharacterized. The record is from RefSeq and is a predicted model, not a curated record. Bases 1 to 702 code for a protein of 233 amino acids. The transcript has 2 exons. Lineage: Eukaryota; Fungi; Ascomycota; Sordariomycetes; Sordariales; Sordariaceae.
AUGGAUCCUACACCAAACAACAACGACCAGGCCCCAAAGCCAGAAGCUGCGGAGAAGAAGGAUGAACACACGGAACAAACCCAGGAUGGAACAACGGGUCCCAAUCCAGAGAUCAGCAACGUCAAAAAGAAUGACAACGACGAUGAUGAGAAGCAGAACGACGAUAACAAUGAGAGGGAUAAUAACGAACAGAAAGAUGAUGAUGAUGAUGAUGACGACGACAGGUCUGAAAACGAUUCCGAGGCAGAGGAAGAGGAAGAGGAAGAGAAAGCAGGUGGCAGGGCUAAAAAGCACGCCGCUACCAUUGAAGAGUCUUCCUCGGAAUCUCAGCCUUCCACGCCCAAGGACGAGGAAGCUCCGCAGCCCAAGUUCAUGCGCGACGAAAACAAGAGGAAGAAGAAGAACCGCAACCAGGAGGUCGCUGAAAGGCCUCGUCGCCGUCGCCGUCCCCGCUUCGCCGACCAAGAGGAUUCCGAAGAAGAAGAGCCAAAGUCGUACCGCCAGAGGCAAGCGCUGCAGCAGCAGAAACAGCAAAACCAGAUGAUGUUGAUGCAGCAACAACAACAACAACAGCAGAUGCAGCAAGGCGGCGGUGGCAAUGGAGGCAAGAACCCACUCAGGCUGAGAUUAGACCUCAAUUUAGAGGUGGAAAUCGAGUUGAAGGCACACAUUCAUGGUGAUUUAACGCUGGCCCUGCUGUAG